CUUCUUUUUCAAGCUCCCUUCUGCCUUUUUCAUUUAACUCAGAGAGAAGAGAGGCGGAGGAGGGGCUGAGACUGACGAUGGUGGCCUUUUCUUCUCCUCUUCUCCUCUUCUUCUUCUUAUUCCCUCUCUUAUUUCUCGCACGGGCUUCUCAUGUGACCACCCACUUCAAAGGCAUUGACUUGGCAAGUCCAGCCCUAGAUGUCACCCCAACGCCCCUUUCUGGGCAUUCAUCUGUUCGUGGUUCCAAAGAUGUUUUGUUAUGUGAUCGAGUUCAAGUUUCUGGUCAGCCAAGGUUAAAACUUGGGAGUUAUGCCAGUUGUUUUCGGGUUACUUUGGCUCCAUCUGUCUUAAUACCAGAACGAUUACACAGCAAAAUACAAGUUUGCUUUCAUCAGAAUGCUUCACUUGGAUUAUGCAAGUGUGAGAAUGAUGAUUGGAAGGCGGUGCAAAAGGGGAUAUGGCACACUGUCAUGUCACCUUAUGAUGAUCGAUAUAUUGAUGUGAAGUUUAUCGGCGAAGUGUCUGGCUCUGUCACAGUUGCUGUUGAAGAAGACUUUCAGCAAUGGCGGCUUUUUUUUCUAGCUUUGGGAUUUGUGUUGUUGCUGUUGGCACCAUUUGUCAGCAGUUGGGUUCCUUUUUACUACAGCAGUUCAAUGGCUAUUGGCAUUUUUCUUGUCAUUAUAAUCCUUCUCUUUCAGGGAAUGAAAUUGCUGCCAACAGGAAGGAAAAAUAUCUUCUAUCUCACAGUAUAUGUACCAAUGCUUGGAGCUGGAUCUUUUCUUUUACAUCAAUUGUCUGCGUUGGUAAAUUCAAUCCUUGUCAAUUUUGGGCUGAGUGAAGAGAUGCAUAAUCCGGUUGCUAUAUUUGUAUUGGUUGGAAUUAUCCUUUCAGGAGCUGCUUUGGGGUACUGGAUUGUAAGGAAAUUCGUGAUCUCAAAAGAUGGAAGUGUUGAUGUUGGUGUUGCCCAGUUUGUAAAAUGGGCCAUGCGCAUCCUUGCAACUACUUUUAUUUUCCAGAGCACUCUUGACACUCAGCUGGCAAUGGUGGCAGUGGCUUCUUGUUCUGCUAUCUGUUAUCUUAUCACUUCAGCAAAAAGGAAUGGCCAUAUGCACCAACCACGUUCAGGGUACGGGAGUCCUUGGCUGCACCAGUCGAGGCAGGGAACAAUAAAGCAUGGUCGUGCUGAAUUUUUUAGUAGGAGUCCAAGAAUGGAUUCUAAUAGGAAGGUGUGGAAUAGUCCAAAGACUUCACCUGUAUGGAGUAACUCUCCUGUAAAAGGUGUGGUUUCAUCACCACUUGGUGAAGCUGCUAUAGAUCAUCAAGAUUACUAUUCAACCUUUCACAAGACGCGAUAUCGAAAGAAAUUCACAAAGCAAGAAUGGGAGGAUUUCAGUCGGGAAUCGACCCGGCAUGCAUUGGCACAGUUGGCAGCAUCGCCAGAAUUCACUGAUUGGAUGACUGAGCAUGCUGGCAGGAUAAAACUCCUUCCAUGUGAUAGUUCAGACGAAUCAGUGGGGAGCAAAACAAGUUCUACAGAUGAGGACAAUGAAGGAAGCAACAGUCGAUUCAGAUUGUUCAGUUGGUAGCAACUGAGUAGAAAACAAUGUUAACUAUUGAACCACUAAUGUAAAGUUAUCUUAGGAAAUUAAAGGGCAACAAAGAACUGUGGGGAAUGUUUUAGGAAUGAUACUGUUUCUGUUGCAUCAUGUUGAUUUUCUGAAAAAUUUUCUAACAAUAUGACGGCGGUAGAAAUCCUUGUAUGAGUUAAGAUUAAUUUCUGCAUAAUGUACAGAUGCUGCAGAUAAAAGGGCAGAUUUGUUUCAUUGACUAAUUAAUUGCAACUGGAAUUAGAUUUUCGGCU
Messenger RNA from Theobroma cacao (cacao), 1861 nucleotides. RefSeq names its product guanosine-3',5'-bis (diphosphate) 3'-pyrophosphohydrolase, putative (DUF2215). NCBI's taxonomy places the organism in Eukaryota, Viridiplantae, Streptophyta, Magnoliopsida, Malvales, Malvaceae. The record is from RefSeq and is a predicted model, not a curated record.